Messenger RNA from Micropterus dolomieu (smallmouth bass), 652 nucleotides. RefSeq names its product cytochrome b-c1 complex subunit 10 (gene uqcr11). Gene Ontology annotation, biological process: mitochondrial electron transport, ubiquinol to cytochrome c. The transcript is spliced from 3 exons. Bases 106 to 273 code for a protein of 55 amino acids. Gene Ontology annotation, cellular component: mitochondrial inner membrane. Lineage: Eukaryota; Metazoa; Chordata; Actinopteri; Centrarchiformes; Centrarchidae. The record is from RefSeq and is a predicted model, not a curated record.
UGUGCACAUGCGCACUAGGUGUGGGAAGCUAUUGAGCCAAAACGGAAAUUCUCCACAGCUUUUAAAUCGGUCCGUCCUGAGUUUGGAGGACAUAUUCCAGCCAAAAUGAUCAGCAAAGUGAUCGGUCAGAAGUAUGUGGCUAUUGCCAAGUCAUGGAUCCCAACUAUGGCUGUAUGGGGCACAGCCAGUGGCGUAGCUCUGGUCCACUUCACAGACUGGAGAUUGAUUUUGGACUAUGUUCCCUACAUCAGUGGCAAAUUCAAGGAUGAGUAGUGGCACUCAGGUCAGUGCUGUAUUUUACACUAAGACUUCAAAUAUUGAUCAAGACCUACUGCAGCUGGUACCUUGCACUACGGUCCAAUUGCAUUCCAGGCUACUGGAAGCUGUCAUCUUCACCCUGCAGCGCAGUCAACAUUGAACUGUUCACCACAAACAUCCCAUUAAAUGCACUGGAGUUUAGCGUGUCAAUGUUCCUCAUCCAGUGAAAACAUGAAUGGAAUAAUAUGAAAACAGAGAUGGUUAAUGGACUUAGUGUGGGGUCAGGUAUUUAUUUUAAUCCUCAUCUGUGUACUGUGGGUUCACAAAUGGAAAAAUCUGUCCUCCAUGUCAUGCUGUAAUUGCUCUUAAGAGAAGUAAAAGUAUGUGAUAUUUA